UUUAACAACUUUGGAUCAGCUGGUCCAGCUCAAAUUUCUGACAGAAAUUAUUGACUUAAUUACUUAGUUAUUAAUCAAUAACAUAUCAGUAGUCUGUCCUAAGAGCUUAAACUAGAAGUGACCAAUAUGUGAAUAAAAAAUUCAAAAUUGUCCAUAUAUCACUAUUAAAAAGAAUGAAAUUUAUUACUUUUCUCUCCCUUCUUUUAUAUGAAUGUCAGCUAAAUGUCUGACUGUUGUGCUAUCUGACAGAUUAAAUAAGAAAUAUUUUCAACUUGUGACCUUGGGAGUAUCUGCUGGGAUUUUUAUCACUGAUACUUUAUCUAUUAAUUUAGCUACAGACAAAAAUGAAAUAUGCGUUUCUAGCGUCUCACUAAUAGCAGAAAAAGGAUACAAAUGGAAGUUUUUCUUUGCAACGGUUCAUUCGUCCUGCUGUCCGCAUGGUUUCCCAGUCAUAUGUGUUUCCUGCCCACUCCCUUCAGGGCUCUGUGCAGAAGAAUGGGCUUUGUUAAAUUAUAUACACGGUGGAAUUGCAUAUCUCUGCAAGUUUGUUGCAGAAAACAUUUUAGCUGCUUGAGUGAAUUUGAAAUGUUUAAAAUCUUUUUCGCAGUGUGGGCUGAGCGAUAGAGUCCCGCAGCCAGAAGAGACAGAAAGGAGAGGAUUGUUAUUGUUCUGUUCCUGUCCUGGUACCAACAUCUCCACUCUGUUCUGCCACUCUGCUGCUUCAGAGACUUCAGUCGAAACYUGCUGCUGUACUUCUAAUAUCACAAGAUUUAAAAAAAAUGGCAAAUUGCUUUGCAAAGGGUUAAAACAGCUUGAAAUGUUUCACAUUUUGUCACAAUACAACCACAAACCUGAUUGUAUUAGGAUUUUUGUCAAAAACCAACAUGAUCGUGAUAAUUAAGUUAAUAAUGAAGGAAAUGAUGCAUUGAUUUUAAAGUCUGGUCUUCAUGGUGGAGCAGUUAGUAGCACUUGCCUUAUAGCWAGAAGGUCCUGGGUUCAAGUCCCAGCCUGGGGUCUUUCUGCAUGUUCUCCCUGUGCAUUGUGGGUUAUUUCAGGGUACUCUGGAUUCUUCCCUCAGUCCAGAAACACAACUGUUAGGUUAAUUGGUCUGUGAGUGUGUGCAUUGUUGGUUGUCMUGUGUGUCAGAAUUUAUUUCAGUUUUGGCUGUGAUUCUUGUUUAAAUUUAGAUCUGGACUUUGACUGGGCCAAUGUAACACAUAAAUAUGCUUUGAUUAAAGUCCUUUCAUUGUUAGUUUGGGUUUUGAGUUGUGCAGCUGGUAGGUGAACCUUUGCCCUCAUUGUAGGUCUUUAGCUUCUACAGUGUUUUCUACCACAGCUCUGUAUUGCCAGGUAUUUUCCCAGCYCCUCUGACCAACUUCUUUGUCCUGCUGAAGUAAAGCCCACCACAGCAUAAUACAGCCACYGCUGUGUCUCUUGUAAGGGAAAAUGUGUGCAGGGUGUUCCUKACUACAUCCAGCAUAUUAUUGCAUGUUGUCAAAAAGUAGGCUUUAGUUUAAUCUAAGAUAGGCAUCUGAGUAUCGGUGUGCUAAAGGUCACAUUUUGACCAGAGAGCUACACUUUGUAGAGAGCUACAAAACUGAGAGCAACACUUUGUAGCUCUCUGCUCAACAUAACAAAGAAGAGAAACAAUACCUUUGUUCACCAUCAGGCUGAACAAAGAAAACCCCAGAUAGUCAAUUCAAUGUGUUAGUUUCAAUGUUUCAACGUUUUAGUUUUCUAAAACAUUGAAAACCAUGGAUCAUUUUCCUUCCACUUAAUACUGUUACUGUUUGUUUUGUGUUGCUCUGUCCGAUAAAAACAUAAUAAUWCUCUGACCUGUAUCAUUGUGACGUCACAAAAUGUGAAAACGCUGAGGGUUUGAAUGUUUUUGUAAGGCACUGUAUUUUGAACAACAGAACAAAGUUUUUUCCGCCAMCGGUCACACCUACCUUGAGAUGGUAAAACAUUUACACUGCUCUCUUUCUAAGUCUCAUGAGACUUGCGGGACACGCCUCACUAACCCCCCUUAUCUUUCCACCCAGCAUUCAUAUCAGUUUUGCUGAGCAACUGAGUCAGACUGCUCUCCUGGUUUCUUCUGSUCUCUGAUUCUUCAUUUCUGUUUUCAGUUCUGGACUCCUCCAGCGAUGUUUGACAAGCAACAUUACGAGAGUCCACCAGUCUACAGCCCCCCCUACAGCCCACCGUCCAACAACGGCUUUGGUCCUGCCGGCAGCUUCCAUGGCCCUCAGAGUGACUACAAUGCAUACCCACCACCGCCGGGAUCUUACUACAUCGAAGACCGGCCGCAGCACUUCUACAAAUGGCGGUCACCUCCUGGGAUCAUCAAGGCCAUGAUGGCUACAGUGAUAGUGUUGUGUCUGGCCAUAUUCGCCUGCGUCGCUUCAACUCUAAUGUGGGAUAUGCAGUACUCAUAUGGAGGCGGCUACUACGGCUCCGGUCUGGGCUACGGCGGUGGCUACGGCAGUGGCUACUCUGGAGGCAGCUACGGCUCGUCCUACGGAGGCCUUGGAGGUUAUGGAGGUUAUGGAGGCUAUGGGAACUACUACGGCUCCUACGUGUCUCCUUACUCGGCCAAAACUGCCAUGAUUGCCAUGGCGGCUAUCAACUUCAUCUGCUGUAUGUCAUUCUUCAUCGCCAGCUUCUCUAAGUCCAAUGUCGUCCGCAGCCGAAAGUACUUCCUGGCCGUCCUUAUAGCCAGCGUUCUCAUGGGGCUCUUGCAGGGCAUCAUGACCAUUGUCUACAUUGUCGGAGUAAAUCCCAUGGCCCAGAGCUCUUCCAACAUCAUGUAUAAUCCGAUGCUCAUGAUGUGUCAGAGCCUCUAUCAGACCAGCUACUCACAGAUGGGAGGACUGGGAGGUUUUCCUAUGUACAACCAGUACCUGUACCACUACUGUUUUGUGGACCCYCAGGAGGCGGUUGCCAUGGUGUGCGGAUUCCUGGUGGUCAUCGCUUUGGGCGUCGCUGCUUUCUUUGCUCAGAAAACAAGAGGGAAGAUCUGGCGCUACGGAAAACCAAAUAUCUACUGGCAAGAGCCUCUAGUUGGUGGGAAAACGUCAGAAGGCCGAGACGUAGAGGAAUGGGUGAACAAUGUGGAGGAAAGCCGCAGCGUUCAGGAUGCGCCGACCCUGCUGGUGUCCGAGAAGGGAGGCGGUUUGCUCAACGCCUCGGCUAACAGCGUCAGCUCCUUCCCCCCCGCCAAGGAGCCGGUGGACAGCGGCUCCUGCAACGAGGACGACAACCAGUACUCUGAAAAAAUGACGAGUCGGCCAUUAGAGGGGUAUUCCCACGGCGGCAGGACGAGCUCCAGCCCCUCGGAGGAGACGGGAGGCCGCCGGCCGUCCGCCAACAGGGGCAAGAGGCGCAGACGCAACCCGGACAUGGACGAGUCCCAGUACGAAACGGAGUACACAACAGGAGGAGAGACGGGAAACGAACUGGACAUGGAGGAAUGGGAGAGUGUGUACCCGACGAUAACUUCAGAUACUCAGAGGCACCAAUACAAGAGAGAGUUUGAUGCAGACCUGCGGGAUUACAAGCGCCUGUGUGCAGAGAUGGACGACAUCAACGACCGGCUGAACAAACUCWGCCGGCAACUGGACUCACUCGACGAGAGCUCUGCUAAAUACCAGCUUGUUGCAGAGGAAUAUAAUCAGCUGAAGGAUCUGAAGCAGACUUUACAGUACCAGACCAAGAAGAGGGAGUGCCGCAGGYUGAGGCACAAACUGUUCCACAUCAAGCGAAUGGUGAAGGACUACGACAAGAACCACUGAAGGGUCCGCUCUGUUCCGGCUCUCCGCUCUGUGGGCCGCACUGCAAAAACCACUCAGCCAUCGCUACAUCGAGCUACACUCCCUAAUACUUCAGAGACUGCAGCAUGCUGAGGCCAAAGUUACAGCACACACACACACACACACACACACACACACACACACACACACACACACACACACACAC
Molecule: messenger RNA, 3975 nt
Organism: Poecilia reticulata (guppy)
Lineage: Eukaryota; Metazoa; Chordata; Actinopteri; Cyprinodontiformes; Poeciliidae
Source: RefSeq, a predicted model, not a curated record